CCAUAACCCCGCGAGAGGGCAGGGCACGUUCCUGGGCACCCGAAGCCCCGGCCUGGAGAGGCGGGGCACGCCUCCUAUCCUGCCCUGCCUUUCCCUUCCCUUUUCGCACCAAGGCGAAGCCUGCAGAGCUGGAGCGGAAUCAGUCCCUCCCCUGCUCCCCCGCUUCCCCGAUCCUCCACUGCAGGCUAUGCGCGCUCUGAUGCGUGUGCUUGUGUGCGCGUGCACGUGCGGUUUGGGGGCUGGUUGCGCGUGCAGGCGAGAUUUCCAAAAGCCACAGGGAAAAUGGUGGAAAAUUCACCGUCGCCAUUGCCAGAAAGAGCGAUUUAUGGCUUUGUUCUUUUCUUAAGCUCCCAAUUUGGCUUCAUGCUGUAUCUUGUGUGGGCUUUUAUUCCUGAAUCUUGGCUAAACUCUCUAGGCUUAACCUAUUGGCCUCAAAAAUACUGGGCAGUGGCGUUGCCUGUGUACCUGCUCAUCACGAUAGUCAUCGGUUACGUGCUCUUGUUUGGGAUCAACAUGAUGAGUACCUCUCCGCUCAACUCCAUUCAUACAAUCACAGACAACUAUGCUAAAAAUCAGCAGCAGAAGAAAUACCAAGAGGAGGCCAUCCCAGCACUAAGAGACAUUCCUAUUAGCGAAGUAAACCAAAUGUUCUUUCUCACAGCCAAAAAACCAUAAUAAUUUCGACUGUCUUUCUGCUUAAUAUCCCAUAUUGAAAUGUUAUAAAAAAUGUAACUUGAACCUCUCUUAGAUUAAAUUCUAUUAAUAU
Messenger RNA from Sus scrofa (pig), 766 nucleotides. It is a transcript of the gene PIGP, whose product is annotated as phosphatidylinositol glycan anchor biosynthesis class P. Gene Ontology annotation, molecular function: phosphatidylinositol N-acetylglucosaminyltransferase activity. Gene Ontology annotation, cellular component: endoplasmic reticulum. Lineage: Eukaryota; Metazoa; Chordata; Mammalia; Artiodactyla; Suidae. Gene Ontology annotation, biological process: GPI anchor biosynthetic process. The record is from RefSeq and is marked validated.